AUGGAGUUCCUGGACAAGAUGGCGGAAAGGACGUUCGCUUUCCUGCCGUUCACCCCAGGAGGAGACAUGAGGUUCAAUUUCCGACUAUUCGUUCCUGUCACUGUUGGCUACCAGAGUUUCGGCGGAGGAGGGAACUCGGACUCGGACCAGUCGGACGCCGAGACGGUCGAAGACUGGCCUGGUGAUACUCGCUCUCGCCGUCUCGGCAGUCCACGAUACAAACGACAUGCCAAAAGGCUCAGUCAGAAUCAGAAACAGCCGGACGAAAGGAAGCGAGAACGAGAUCGGCUCCGGGAGAAAAAGCGGAUCGCUGAAGGCUGGGAAAAAGGAACCACAUCUCCGAAAGAAGAGAUGAAAAAGAAUCCUGAGAUUGCGAUUAAAAACAACGAAGAGAAAGUGGAGGAAGAAGUGGGAGCCGGAGGCAGGGAGUCGCCACAGACAACAAAGGCAGAUGAGGGACAAACUCAGACUCGCCAGGCGCAGAUAGACCGAGUGGCUCAAGUCCCCGACGAAGAGAAGAUUGGCGAAGGAUCCGGGGAGAACAAAGCAGAAGGGAAAGAGGAGAAAGAGAGGGAGAUGAACGUAACAUCAUCCGAGGUUCGGGGAUCGUCGAAGGAAGAAGUCUUCAACCAACUAAUGAGAGUAUUGCAGGAGGAACUCAGCGCAACCAAGAUUUUUGAUGAGACUGCUGCACUGAUGAAUAUGGAGGAGUACGCGAGACGAUUCCAAGGGAGCAGCCGACCGUUGUCCACAUAUUCCCGUCCAACCUCAUCCGUUUUCAUCAGGCCUAGCUCCUAUCUAGAAAGGCCAAGCAAGCCCCCGUUUCACUCCUACGAUCGUCCUUAUGACGCCCGACCAUCGUUCUUCACUACCAGACCCUCCUCGUCAAGCUUCGACUCCAGACCAACUUCCACGCUUGGCUCCAAUUCCUUCGACGACAUCCCGUCCAGUUUCGACAUCAGCAACAUUAGGCCCCCACCGAGUAUCGACUCAAACGCCUUUGGCAUCGGCAUCAGCAGGCCGCCAUCGAGUUUCGAUUCCAGCAUCUUGAGCAACAGCAGGCCACCGUCGAUUUUCGAUACCGGCGUCUUGAGCGUCAGCAGGCCACCGUCGAAUGUCGAUUCCGGCAUCUUGAGCGUCAACAGGCCGCAGUCGAGUGUCGAUUCCGGCAUCUUGAGCGUCAGCAGGCCACCGUCAAGUUUCGAUUCUAGCUCCUCGAGUAGUAGCAAGCCACCCUCAACGAGUUUUUCGAGCAAUCGGCCUUCACCGUCCCAUGGCUUCACGACCCAAGUAGACAACAACGGGAGACCGAUUGCGUCCUACCUGAUCCCAUUCGACAGGCCCAGCUAUCUGGUUCCACACGGUCCAACUCAGACGGUCACAUCUCGACCCUCGCCUGCACCGGUGAUACCCGUGGAGCGCCCUCAAUUACCAAAACCUCCCCCCACGAUAUCACCGCUACCAGAUCCCGAUGCCGAGGAAAUCGCCAAACGACUCCAGAAGCUGGAUUUCUUCUUCGAAAACCUGAACAUUCCCAACGAGCAGUGCAAGCAGAUGCUGAUGUGUGAGUUGGCCUUCAACGAAACCUUGUACGAGCCACUGAGUGACAUCUUCCUCGACGAGAUCAGACACUUAGGAGACCUGACUCGGCUGAAAACAUCAAUUGGUUCUAGUAACGAGGGAGUACGAUUCAUGACCUAUAUGCAAGCGGCUGUCAAAGGCAAGGACAACCCUCUACCAUGCCGUCCCUACGAAACAAAGUGCCGACAAGGCCCUGAAGACAUGAUCAACCUUGAAGCACUCACUCUCUGGAAGGACAUCUCGAAGUGGCUCACCAUCAAAGUUCUUAGUCGAAAGGCCCCACAAGGGUUUUCUGGGAUAAAACGCAUUGUGGAGGUGUGUCAAGAAAUUUCUGCGACUGUGAUUCAGAAAGUGCGGUUGCAGUGGAGAUUGCGUCUUCAACUAUGUGUGCGACACAACGGCGGACACUUUGAACAGAUUAUGUAA
This is a messenger RNA of Darwinula stevensoni, 2007 nucleotides long. NCBI's taxonomy places the organism in Eukaryota, Metazoa, Arthropoda, Ostracoda, Podocopida, Darwinulidae. The record is from the annotation of a GenBank genome assembly.